Amoebophrya sp. A120 is the source of this 3178-nucleotide messenger RNA. The record is from the annotation of a GenBank genome assembly. NCBI's taxonomy places the organism in Eukaryota, Dinophyceae, Syndiniales, Amoebophryaceae.
AGGCGACGUAGGAAAACUAGACCGUAGCUCUUUCCGAUUUGAGUCAAGUAGUGAACGAAGCAGAAGAAAUAGAGAAGCACACGACGAGGUCUUUGAGUUUAUUUGUGACGACCUCAGAUCAUCAUUCUGGCCGCAGAUAUUUGUAAGUCCACCGUAGCCGACGUAGACGUUGAUACCGUGGUAUAGUUUCGAUUUUCGCAAAUAUCAAUAUGGGCCGUCGUGGCGGGCAGAAGAACCAGGAAGCCCGGCAACGGGCAAAGGAACAGGCGAAGUUGGAAAAGCCUGAUGGAUCUUCAAAAGCGGUCGUGAUAGAAGCUACGACUACCUCCACAAUGGAAGAUACAGUUCUUGGGGAGAACAGCAACAAACAGCGCCAGAUGAACCGCGCGACUGAUCUGGACCUCGAUUCCAGUUUCGAAGACAGAGGCAGCGGGUUUCUUGACACCAGUUCUGAUGCGGAGCAAAAAAAUGAAAAACAACACGGCGACCAAAAUCAUUGCACGAAGAACAACUACGAGGAAUCAGAAGAAGAGUGGGAAGCACAUGACCGCGCGCCGUCUGACAGCACUUCCUCCGAAGACGACGAGCCUAUCGGUCGGCAGUGUUUUGCCCUGAUCGACGAGCGAGAUGGGCAGGAAAAACCGCCGAAAAAACCGGACUGGGGAAAGGAGAAGCUUGAAGAUUUGGACGCGAUCGAAUAUUUAAGGCGCGUACAGUAUGGAAGCGUCAGGUUUGAAAUCGACAAAGUUGAAAUGAUUUGUCAUGCAUAAAAUGUAUACCAGUUGGAAACCCAAUUUCCAAGCGGCGCAUCACAAAUUUUCCGAGCACCGAAAUCCAAUUAGUCAUGCUGUUUGGGCACAGACGACUGCUUUUGUCAUGCUCCUUUAGCAGCUCUACUUCAAACCCUAAACAGGCUGACACGCGGCCUCACUUGCCAUCCCGGCAAGACAGGCACUUCAUGCCUUGCAUUUUAUGCAUGACAAAUCAUUUCAACUUUGACGAUUUCAAACCUGACGCUUCCAUAUACAGUACGAGCGGCUGUACCAGUGCCCGAAAGUUGUCGUUGCGAAGGAGGUAUCCUGUGCAAAAGUAUCGUACUCGUAGUAAUCGCAAACGUGCAUUACAAAUCUUGCUCUUAAGGUAAAUCCGCAUUACAAAUUUUAUUUUUCAUGCUGAGAAAAUUUGUAAUGCAUUGAUACGAGUACGAUACUUUUGCAAUCCAUAGGAGGUGGAGGAGAAGGCGAGCAGGCGGAAAAUAAAGCAGCUGGAGAACGAUAAGUCUGUGAAUGCCCCGGAACAAGCUGCACCGGAGCAGCUGCCCCCGAGCGGCAAGAUGAAUCAGACCACCGCGACAGGUGCUGGUGUGCAGCUCCCGGCGGACAGUGGAACUUGUACUGGAGCAACUACUGUAGAUGCGGAUGCAACGAGGCCAUCAACGCUGCUGCAAGAGCCAGAAACCACCACGACGGCACUGGCCAAAGACCAAGGCAAACUGAAGGACGCAAAUGAACAGAAACAAGACCACUUCCAGGAGCAGCACAGUGGUAUUACUUCCAAACCUGCCAUUUCUGCGACCGCGAGACUGUUCCAAGAGACGUCGUGGUCGGACAUGCAGCGGAAGAUGGUCAAGGUCAGCCCCAGACUGUUCCAAGAGACGUCGUGGUCGGACAUGCAGCGGAAAAUGGUCAGCCCGAAUGCAGAGGAGAUUCAGUUCCUGGAAAAGUUUGGAGAAUUGCGAGCGAAGCUGCAGGCGGAAAUACAGAAACCAGUUACAACAAGUUCGCCACUGGCAGAUGCUGAUGCGCCGGAUGAAGAGAGCGCGGAGGUGGAUGACGAUGAAAGCGAUGGAGAAGUAGUGGAGAUGCUGGAAGAGGACAAGGACAACUUGUUUGCGGAGCUACACGACAAUUCGUCCGUAGCCGACGACGAUGACGAUAGUGAUGAAGAAUCCGAUCAAUUCGAUAAAGAGGUGGAUCCCAUGCCCCAGCCCGUCAAGAAGAAAGGGAAAGGAAAACAGCACUCCCUUCAUCGCAAAUCCGAAACUAUGCUGAGAUACAAGAAGCAGAAGACCGUUUUCGAUUUCACGCUUCUCGGCAAAGAUGGAAGCGAAAACAGCGACGGUUCCUCAGACGAGGAAGAGGAAGAUGCGGGGUCGGACGGGGUGGAAAUUUUCGAACAAGAGCCAAAUGAUGAAGAAGAAAUCCCCUCGGAGGACGGCGACGGAGAUCAUGAAGAUCAGGCUGAUGCGGCAGUCGAAAAAAUAGAUGAGGAGCUACAAGAAGAAGACAAGCAACACGAGCAGCAACAAGAUUUGACUUUGUUGUCGGCUCAAAAAACUGCUACUUUUGGCAGCUCUGACGAUGCCGAGCUGAAGGAGGACGGAACAAAAUCUUUACCGUCAGACGAAUUCCAUGCGGAAGGAAGUUCUAAGACCCACAAGGCGGUGGCGGUGAAACUACAAAAUGCAGCACCAGAUGCAACAACUGCCUGCACAACAACGACCAGCAUGCUAAAUGAUGAAAUCAACGUCAACAGCUCAAUGCUCAGCUACAUCCACCAAACGCUUUUGUCCCCGGACCACCGACAGAACCCGAUCCUGAUUGGAAAACAACUCACGUUGAAAGUGAAUCAGCUCAUUUCGCGCGCCAACGCGAUGCAAGAUGGACAGUGUCUGUUGUCCGAGGUGGUGGAGAACGGGAGAAAAAUCGAAAUUUUAUUCGGGGAAGUCUUUGCCUGUCUGGCGUUGCUCGAAAAACCCUUUCUGGAUGACACCAUGCACAUGAUGCAGAAGCUUCGGCGGUUCUGCGAGAAAAAACUCAACUUCGACGUUUUGGUUCCUCCGGGGGGAAAAAAAAUGAACGCUGUGGUUGAACACGAGAAGCAGUAUCGACUGUUGUAUCACAUCGUCAGUGGAAAAGAGUUCCGGCAGAUUUGAGAUGAAGCGUUUGUCAGUGUGGUGCGACGAUCUCAAUGUAGCAGAAGUUCUUUUUGGCGGGAGAGAGUAGAUCUCCGUCUGAAAGAGAAGCCCAGAUGAAACAGCGAAAAAUCCGCUCGAAAAAUGCGCUCCGAUACUAGCACGACUUUGUUACUGUUUUCGCAUCCAUAAGAAAAAAAAGAAUUCGGGACUCGAUUAAGGUCACCGUGAGAUUGUGCGGUAGUUGUUGCUCGCUUGUUUUAU